GGGGCCUUGCGAAAUUUCUCUCCGGCAGGAGCUCUCCUCGCUCCCGCCCGCCAGCUCACCUUACCAAACCACCCGAGUCGAUAUCUUCCCUCCGUCGGCGUUGGUGCCACGAUGUUCCAACUGGACGACGAGCACGGUUAUGCCCCUGUUCUAGCCGCAGCUCAAAGCCGACGCCAGGAACGACGAACUUGAGCGAAGUCGCUGCCAACGACCAAAGACGGCCCCUGCAUCUCCGGCAAUGCGUCAGCGGCCGCGGAUGGCCUCGUCAAUGCGCCCAGCAAUGAGUGCGUCCUCUGAAGCCUGGGAGACGGCGUACAGCGGGUGUGUUGUGUGAGUGUGUCUGGCUGCAAUUUCGCGAGCAGUCGGUUCCGUCAGUGGGAACAGCGAAAGAGGGGGGGUUUCCGGUUUGCUCAGUGGUCCCCCCUCUUUUCCUCUCCCCUUCCAGGUUGUGAGAGGCCCAGUGGCCCCUCGCACUCUGGCCCUCUCUCUGUUGCUGCGCUGCCUGCACGAGCUCGCAGCCAGCUGUCCCCCCCCCCCCCCCAUCCCUUCCGCGACACUCCACCUCCGCCCUCCCCUCGCCUCAGGUCAGACUCAGCCCGCGCCGCCUUGUUCCCUCCCAUCGGGGAAGCCAGUGCUCCCCGGCCUCACCCUACCUGGCGGUACGUACCGCCUUGGCCUGCCUGCCCGGCCUUCCGUUGAGGCCUGAGGCACCCAGCAAUCACAGGGCCCGGCACUAAGAGGGUCCCAUCGCACCGCUUGUCCGCGAUUGGGCUUAGCGCCAAUGGAGGCUGCUCGCUGCGCUGCGCCUGCGCUGGGAUGGAGAUGAGAGUGCUGCCGCGCCGCCUGCGUUUGGGCCGAGUACGUACCUCUAGUACUGAGGUGCUCCUCCACUCUCAGCAGCAUCCGGCAUCUCAGCGCCCUGCACCCGCGCCGGCGACCAGCACCGACGCCAGCGACCAGCCAGCCAGCCAGCCAGCCCAGCCAGCCAACCCAGCCCAGCCCAGCCCAGGCGCAAGUGCCCUGGCCCGCCAGCCCAUUCCCCAUCCCCCCCCCCCCCGGCUGGGCGGCCAGCCAGCGAACGAGCGUGCGAGCGCGCGCUCUUGGGAUCCUCGCUGCUCCUCCCACUGCUGGGUGCCGCACUCGUUGCAGCGCAGUGGCACCCCCAAGACUCUGCGUGUUUCUGCCGUCCCAUCCCCCGUCCAUCUCCCUCCUCCUCCUCCUCUUUCCCAUCCUCCAUUCCUCUCGACUCUACGAUCUGCUCACUUGUUGUCCUCCCUUCCACGGACCGGUGUCGACGACUGUCGACCUUACUUUUGUCUUUCGAAACUCUGGCCGCCUCAAUUUUCUUGGCAUCCACGAUCCGCUACGUCGUCCUCCCGCGCGCGCUCGACUUGCCGACCUCGACCGCCCUCCGUGACGAGUCUCACGAGUUUUGCGAGGAAACUUCUGUCCGCGACCACGGCCACAACCACUAUUCGACACGCUCCAAAACCCCGUUUUGGGCCUCCCUGAACUUGACAGACCUCAUCAUCUGACUUCUUUUCUACCACGCUGCCGCGACGGUGCCUCUGCCCUUCUGUGCGGCUCUUAACGACCACCUGCCCACUCUUGGUCUACGGACUGCGAACGCUUCUGUGCUUCGAUCGGCCAGUCUCUUACCAUCUCGACGCAUGGGAGCUUGAGACGGCGUCAAGUCAUCGUCCGCGCUCCCGGCCCCGUCAUCGCCGCGCGCCUCGACUGGCGGCGUCAUGCCCCAAAGAGCGCGACGGUAAUCAAUUCACUCACGCCCCUCCGCGUCAAACCCACCCGUGAGGCCCUCUCUACAUAUUAUGACAGACAACCCUGCGCCGCUGCCGACGCAGACCGCAGUUCCCAGUCAGACCGCCUUUGACGCGCCGGUCGCCGCCCCCGUUGUCAAAGACGAGGUCGCCGCCAACGCUGCGGAGACGGUGGAAGAAGAACCGUACACGAUCAAGUGUAUCUGUAACUUCUCUGACGAUGACGGAAACACGAUAUACUGCGAGACAUGCGACACAUGGCAGCACAUCGACUGCUUCUACCCUAAUAACAGGGAUGAGGCUAUCCGCGAGGAUUUCUCCCAUUCCUGUGCAGACUGCAAGCCACGGCCAUUGGACCGACAAAAGGCCAUCGAGCGCACACUGAGACUCAGGAACGCCGCCAUGGUGCAACCCUUGCCGGUCGACAAAAAGGCGAAACGGCCGCCCUCGAAAAGCCACAAGAAGAAGGUCAAACCUGCUGAUCUUCAAGGGGUUGGCCAGCCUGAGACUGGCAAGAGUGGAAGCCCUAGCGACCAACCAUCCUCGUCCAAGAAGCCAAAGUCGUCGCAUCGUUCCUCACACUCAGUCAGCUCUCAACCUUCCAAGCGCAGUCCAUCGUUCGGAAACCCGCGCCCGAACCAUGCGCACCCCCCGAGUCCUGCCACAACCCCACCCGAUCUCCCCGACGAUUUCUUGAUACAUCACUAUUCUGACGGAUUCUACUCGUUGUACAACGAGAGCGAUGUCCCUGACACACACAACAACGCGUUUGCCAACAUUGCGAUACCUGCUGCCCUUGGUCAGUGGCUUCGGGACCCCGAGACGAUGAAGAAGGAGGUUGGCCGCACGCGAGAUGAGGUCUUUAGAAUUGACCCUCCUGUCGCAGACGAGAAGAAGCCGACUCUUGAAGUCAAGGAUUCCACUCGUAGCUCUGACGCUGGAUUGACACUGCGAUGGCGCUUCGUCAAGUCUACCACCCCGAUUGCCAAGGAUGUCCGUCUGAUUGAGCUCAAUGGACAAAUCGGUUUCCAGAAGGACUACUGCGCCGACCCCGACAAUCUCUGGACCGAUCUCUCUUCUCCGCUCCCUUUUGUCUUCUUCCACCCAAUACUUCCCCUUUACAUCGACACCCGCAAGGAAGGUUCCUUGGCGCGAUACGUGCGGCGAAGCUGCAAGCCAAACGCGCAGCUUGACACAUAUUUGUCAAGCGGAUCGGAGUAUCACUUUUGGUUGGUGAGCGACAGGUACAUUGCCGCGAACGAACAGAUCACUCUGCCUUGGGACUUCCGCCUAGAGAAGAGCGUGCAUUCUCGAUGGCUCAAUCUGCUGGGUCUCAAUGAUGACGACGUCUCGUCGCAGGACGAGCCCGAGAUGGAUCCCUCCGAAUAUAACGCCAUCUCGAACUGGAUCGAUCGGAUUCUCUCUGAAUAUGGCGGCUGCGCCUGCGACCUGGAAAACAAUUGCGCCUUUGCUCGUUUCCAUCGGCACUACUUGUACGGCAAGAAUCGGGGCCGCGUUGCGAAGAAGAAGUCACGAAAGUCACGGAACCAUACCAUUUCCCCGACUAGCACAGGACAGGCGACGAAUAGCCGGGCGCCUAGCGAGGGCCACGUCGACGAUGGCGCAGACAACGACACGAAGAACGAAUCGAGUAUCUCUCGUAGCAAACCCUCGAGCAGAGACCGAACACCGUUGCCGCAGGGCCAAUUUGAUCAGUUGGGAAUACUAACCGAGCCCACUGACCGCGAUAAGCGGAAGGUGGCCAUGGUAGAGGAUUCUUUUAGGCGCAUGGAGCAGCAGCAGCCACCACGAAAGAAGAAGAGAGUGUCCGAUGGCACAAGCACGACUUCGUCGAAGCCUAAGUCCCGGAACGGGUCCGCUGCACCUCCGGGGAGUUAUGUCGAUGCUGGUACUUCUAGAAGUAAAUCGGGCUCCCCAGCAAGCGGACAGUCUCCAAAUCUGUCAAACCUUCCCGGGCCAAGCACAUACAAGCCGACUUUGUCAAUCGGGCAGUCGCGGCAAUCGUCGGCGGCUCCACGGUCGGCGUACUGCGACGCAGGAGUUCAGACAGACCCUGUACAAGGAGAGUGGUUCAGCCAGCCAGCCCGCUCCCAUGACUGCAAACGGCGAAUCCUGUCAUUAUCGAAACGCUUGCUCAACAGCAGACUCAGAAACAUCGUUGGAGACGAGGAAGCCAGGAAGCAGCCAUCCCAAGCUGCACAAAGCGCAGUCGACAAUGCGAUGGACAUCGAUUCCACGACGGCUGACCCGAAGCCGUUUGUCCCUGGGGGUGUUGUCGAGCCACCAUCGCCGAUGUCACAAUUCAGCGAUACAGUGAUGUCCGACCAACCUGCGGAGCCCGCGGCCUUGGUCCCAAACGGAAUUGCUGCGUUGGGGCCGGAAAAGAAAACUCCGGAUUUGCGUGUUCAGAUGCCACCCAUACCCGCCUUCGACAACACAGGGCUCGUCACGACGCCAUUGUCAGCAUCUGGGGCUGCAGGGCAAUCCCCGGUGUCCGGAACCCUGCCCAGCCCUUUCGCGCCGCCAGCGGUCAACGGAGUAGCAGUCAACCCUAGUCCGGCUAAAAAGAAGCUGAGCCUUAGCGACUAUACCAAGAGCAGGAUGAACAAGGCUGCUGGAAAGGUGGCGGGCGGCUCCGCCCUCCUCAAGCCCGGGCUCGCCAGCCCGGAAGAGAUUAAGGUGGAAGUCACGUUCGAGUCACAAGCCGUGGAUAAACCACACGACCCAGCAGUGCCAUCGACAGCACCGACAUCGAAUGGUCAUUGAGGAAUUCUGUGACAGAGUCUCGAUGAGUCACGCUAGCAGUACCAAGUCUUGGGGAAGAGUACGGUGUUGACAUACCGCGUGGGAAAAUCCAUUGCCUGUGAAGACGGGAUGCAACCUUAUUACGGGAGGCUAUUCAUAUUCAUGUCAUGUCAGGAAAAAGACUAUCUCGGACGGAACCGCUGGAGUUGGCGUUUUGGCGGAAAUGAUUGCACAACUGAGGCGCGGCGUACUCCUUCAUAUAUACCUGUGCUCAUUACGGCGAGGAGGGAACCACGGCAGUAGCUUUUAUCACUGGAGUUCAGAAGGGGUUUGUCUUUGGUGUUUUCUUACGCCAGUAUGGCAGCACUGGGCUCAGGCAAGGUUCACCUACUUCGCUCGCGGGAGAAGCUGUUACGACGCCAGAGGUACGUCAACGGCCUCGUAUGACAGGGGCGUUUUGACACAGACAUGAUUGGGCCUGUCGAUUUUGUUGUCUCUUUUCAAACCCAUGUAUUCAUAGGCUCGACGUGGCGAACGCGGUCGCACCCCUCAAUUUGGGGCUGAUGGUUAGGUGGGUUCAAGCCCUGCCAACCUCGGUGUAGAUAAAGAUUAUUUGCAGUUGUCAUCUGCCCUUCUUGACCUCCAG
This is a messenger RNA of Purpureocillium takamizusanense, 5190 nucleotides long. RefSeq names its product SET domain-containing protein 3 (gene SET3). The record is from RefSeq and is a predicted model, not a curated record. NCBI's taxonomy places the organism in Eukaryota, Fungi, Ascomycota, Sordariomycetes, Hypocreales, Ophiocordycipitaceae. Bases 1830 to 4565 code for a protein of 911 amino acids. The transcript has a single exon. Gene Ontology annotation, molecular function: protein binding.